CUAUAGCAAACGCUUUCCUGCCAGUAAUCAGACUGUGCUGAGACUCCUCAGAGAUGCAGCCCUCCUUGAUGCAAACAUGCUCAGGGAAACUGCUCCUGCUUCUGGUAUCCAACCUGCUCCUGUGUGGGAAUGCGAAUGUGACCUCUGCACCCACACGUGACAAAGGGAAUAGACAAUGCAACGUGUCCUUGCAGGAACUGUUUAAGGAAGCGAUCACUGUAUCUGCAAAGAUCAGUAAAAGAGCUUCAGUACUGUUCGCCCAGUUUGAUAGACACUACACCAUGAAACAACAAUUCCAGAACAGGGCCUUCGGCAGGUGCCACACGCACUCCCUCGGUGCUCCUCAAACCAAGAAGGAUGCUGCAGAGCUUCCGACGAAAUUCCUAAUGAAAUUGAUGCCCGCAAUACUGAAUGCCUGGAAGAAACCUCUGUACCAUCUGGUGACUGAACUGUCUGGGAGGCACGGAGCCCCUUCUCAGAUUGUCAAUAUGGUCAGAUACAUUGAGGAAAAAUGUGUAAGACUUCAAGGGGUUGUUGGCCGCAUAAAAAUCAAGCUACGGCUUCAUUACGAAGAAAAAAAAUACCCAGAAUGGUCCGGCCUGGCAGCCUUGCAGUCAGCUGAUACAAAGGAUGCACGCUUCGCCUUUUAUAACUUACUGCAUUGCCUGCGUUCAGAUAUGCAAAAGGUUCAUAAUUAUCUCCACGUAGUGAAGUGUGAAGCGGCCCCCGACCAGUCCUGCAAAUCUCACGGAAGACACUCCAUCUGAAACUCCCGUGAUGCACUGCUCCCAUCAGAGUGCCUUUAAAUGCUUCCCUUCUGAAUGCAUAUUUGGUGGAAUGCAGGCCUUCCUUAAAAAAUAAAAGCAUUUUUUUACAAUUGC
Messenger RNA from Nannospalax galili (Upper Galilee mountains blind mole rat), 881 nucleotides. RefSeq names its product prolactin-like. The coding region runs from base 54 to 767 and encodes 237 amino acids. The transcript is spliced from 5 exons. Gene Ontology annotation, molecular function: prolactin receptor binding; hormone activity. Lineage: Eukaryota; Metazoa; Chordata; Mammalia; Rodentia; Spalacidae. Gene Ontology annotation, cellular component: extracellular region. Gene Ontology annotation, biological process: mammary gland development; response to nutrient levels; positive regulation of lactation. The record is from RefSeq and is a predicted model, not a curated record.